AUGAACAACGAAACGUCCUAUGAAGACGCACAAUUUCACGCGAGUGUCUUCAAUGAGAAUGAAUUAUUUACGCAUAUACCACCUUCUUACGAGGAUUUACCUGACGACUCUAACCGGUUUUUCUACAAAGGCGAUCUGUCCCAGCUACGGAAAACCUGGCUAGAUGAGGCCGACUACAUACCCACCGUCAUCAUUUACGGUCUGGCAUUAGUUCUUGGUGUUGUCGGCAACAGUCUGGUGAUAUUCGCUAUCGUCGGUGACAUAAAACAACGUACGAAUACCACAAUAUUUCUGUUGAGUCUGGCGUCGUCGGAUAUUUUGUUCUUGGUCAUAUGCGUGCCUUAUGAGCUGAGUCGGCACUUUAUCGAUCACUGGCACCUUGGCAGUUUCCUCUGCAAACUGUCUGGAUUUAUAGAAAUGAUGACUGCGGUUUUGACGUCAACAGAGGUGUCCGUCUUCUACAACAACCAUUCCUCCGUGACCAUGAUCUUCUGCUCAGACCACGGUGUGGAAGAUGGUAUUCGCCUCUCCUUUGCCAUUUACCAAUUCUUCACUAUGUUCCUGAUACCAACGCUUAUCAUGAUCGUGUGUUAUUACAAGGUCGUCCGAGUUUUAUGGGCCAGCGCUAAAAAACUGUCCCUAAUAACCCCACCAGAUAGGGCAUGUGAUGCCCUGUUUCUUACACGCAUCGAGACAUGCAGUCUAGGCCUAAAUGCAGGUCCAGCCGUACCAAGAUUACUGAAGAGGGCAAUAACUAAUCAUAAAUCAAAGGUGUUGGCGAGUAGAAAACAAGUAAUAAAGCUUCUGCUUAUGAUCAUUUUCGCAUUUUUGCUCAGCUGGGGGCCAAAGCUGUCCCUACGUAUCAUUCAGAAGUUACAAUUACCAAUAUUGUUUUCGCCGUCUGCAUAUGCUAUUAAGGUCUUCGUUGAUUGGCUUCCGUACAUCCAGUCAUGUAUAAACCCACUGUUUUAUUGCUUCAUGUCGCGAAAUUUCCGGCGAAGCGUACGCGUCCUUUUUGAGCGUCGGAAACGACAAAAGUUGACGGAAAGUGCGGAACUGAACUUCUUCCAGACCGCCACUUCCUCGUCGGAACAUCGGAUUCAACAGCAGACAUUGUUACAUGUAAUGUUUCGAGAAGACAUCUGCACUUGA
Messenger RNA from Dreissena polymorpha, 1152 nucleotides. RefSeq names its product galanin receptor type 1-like. The coding region runs from base 1 to 1152 and encodes 383 amino acids. NCBI's taxonomy places the organism in Eukaryota, Metazoa, Mollusca, Bivalvia, Myida, Dreissenidae. The record is from RefSeq and is a predicted model, not a curated record. Gene Ontology annotation, biological process: neuropeptide signaling pathway. Gene Ontology annotation, cellular component: membrane. The transcript has 5 exons. Gene Ontology annotation, molecular function: neuropeptide receptor activity.